AUGAGCACCAUAGGUGGAACUACUGCUAAAGGUACCAAGUGGGCUGGCAAACCAUCGAGAUACAAGUCGUUUGGACCAGGCAAAUUCGACACCAUAAUAACAGGCCAUUUGACCCCCGAGCAAAUCGACGCAUACCAGCAGCUUUUCAGGGUAGAGGAGAUCUCAGAGUUGUUGAGGGUUUCCCACCAGAAGCGUAGGCCAAUUUUGAGCUUAUUACCGUCUGGAAACACCGAGGAGAAUCCAAACUUCAAACGUGAUCCAUCACCACCUCCCAAGUACGACAAUUAUGGUAACAGGACAAACACAAGAGAGUACAGGACGGGCUUGGCGUUGGAGAAGGAAAGAGACUACUUGGUGGAAACUGCAGCCAGUAACAUCAAGAACUACGUUCCUCCUUCGGACUACAGAAAACCAACCAAGACCAGCGAAAAGAUAUACAUUCCUAUCAAAGACUAUCCUGACAUCAACUUCGUGGGUCUCUUGUUAGGACCAAGAGGAAACACCUUGAGACAACUCCAGGAACAAAGUGGUGCUCGUUUGGCCAUUAGAGGUAAAGGUUCAGUCAAGGAUGGUAAAUCCACCGCUCCUUCCACCGAAGAGGAGGAUUCCAAUAGCAUGACUUCGUUCGUGAAUCCAGCUUUGGCUUCAAACUCCGACGACUUGCAUGUUCUAAUCUCUUCCGACACCCAGCUGAAGAUUGCCAAGGCCAUCAAAUUGACUAACGAAGUCAUUGAAAAGGCCAUAUCUUCACCGGUGGGUCAAAACGAGUUGAAGAGAGGCCAAUUAAGAGAGUUGGCCGUUUUGAACGGUACAUUAAGAGAAACCAAACCAUACGAUCCUGAAGCGGCCCAGAGUCGUCAACGUAGGGGAUUAGAUGUUGCAUCAAUUGUUUGUAAAGUAUGUGGAAAUGUGGGUCACUUUGCAAGAGACUGUAAGUUUAGAGGACAACCUGGACUGGUUCCAAAUGAAGGUGGUUUAAGAAGAAAUUUCGAAGACACUUAUGUUCCUCAGUCUGAACCGGAGGUUUUACCUCCUUGGAAGAAGGCCAGGACUGACGCUCCACUACCACCAUGGCAGGCAUCUGGAGGUACCAUUCCUCCAAGGCCACCCAGCAUCUCAGCGUCUAACCAAGAUUUUGGCGUCCCUCCACUAACUUCAUUGUUCAACUUCGACACAGUUAAGAACUAUAUCAUUCCCAAGCCGCAAUUAUGUAAUAAGCUCAUCUCGUUCAAGAUAGAUAAGUUCAAAGUAAUUGGGUAUCCAGUAAAUAUCGAGAAUCCCAACUACUCCAGAAACUCGUUCAAUUUCAACUUUUGUUUUGUAUUCCCGUACGAAUUUGGGGAUGUCACUCCCUAUGAAAUGGCAAUUGGAAGAAUGGGUAAAAUUAAAUUGGAUAAAAGCAAUUCGUUCUUCAAGGACGCCAAUUUUAUGAGAUCUCAAAGCAUUCCAAAGUCAAUCGUGACAAAACCAAUGAGCGAAGUUUUUAGCAUAGAUCCCAACUUCCUCAAUAGUGGUACUUACGAUAAUUCACCCACCACCAACAGGCCCUUUGGUGCUGGAGAGUCAUCAUUGAAUACCUCAGUCAUAGACAACACUCCAGGUUAUUCAAGAACAAAAAAGAUCACUUUGUCGUCCAUUGACUCACUAAUUCAACAAAUAUACCAGGAUCUCAACAAUUACUCCGAAUGUUGCAUACCGUUGGACAGUGCCAAUUCAGUGGAUAUAAAAUUGUUCCCCAUUUUGCCUCCUCCCAUUAAUAUCAAGGCCUAUCAGGUUCCAAUAUCUUCAGUAAAGUUAACGUCAUUAGUUGACGUGAAUUGGGAUCCAACUAUGCUCAAAAUCUUACCCUACAUUGACGGUAUCAAUUCGAUCAGAAAAAUAAGCGAGUUAGCAGACGCAAACUAUUUGUUGGUCAAACAAUGUAUUCAGCACUUAAUGCACUAUAGAUGUAUUGAAAUCAGUGAUAUCUUUCAGUUCAGCAACAUUUAUGCUCCCACAAAUCACAUUGGAGAUUUUUUGAGAUCCAACGGAAUCAUGGCCGAAGAGUGCCAAGCAUAUGUGAUAACCAAUUCGCGACCACUAGAUUCAGCAUUGCAAACCCCAAAUUAUGCCACCACGCCGGCAUCUUCCCAUGCUCCCAACACCGCGACUGUAUCUCCCGCACCAUCAGGAAGAAGAUAUAAUCCCAUGAACCAGUUUGUCAGCGGAGGUAAGAGCUCGGUAUCUCCGUUGACGAAAGCAGGUUAUUUGUCGAAAUCCCCCAAAACCCCAUCGUCAGGGGUUGAUGACACAGCAGUGGCCGUUCCAUUCAAAUCCACGUUGUUUUACUUGUACCGAUCGCUCAAUCAAGGCCAAACCGUCAAGGAGUGGUACGUGCAACAUCGGAAGCUUUUGGAAAACGUCGAUAUUCGUCGUUUUAUCCAUUUUGGCAUCUUAAGGGGAAUUAUUUAUCGAGUUCAUUCGUAUCCAGUACUCAAUUCUGUGGUACGGGCAGUGGAGAACGAGGACCAGAACGAGUACGAGCUGAUCGAGGAAAAGAUCCGAGGCAAGCGCAAGGGCCGGAGAAGCUCGCUGAAAAUCGUUGGUGAGGGUAACGACGGCUUGUUGAAGACGAGAGUGAACGAAAGGGUGUUGAAAACGGACCGCAGGAAGGUGAGUUUUGGGUACGCCAAAGAAACACUUGAGACGCCGGAACCAUCGGUGCGAUUAGACAAUUCAGAAACAAGUGAUAGUGGAGGGUCCAGCGACGACGAGCGGUGGGUCAAUGUGCCCUCACGGCAUGGUACGGCAACGACAUUUUCUAGCGACCCCAAGCAAUAUGUGGCUAACGAGGAGGCAGUGUCGUUGCAACUGGAUGAAGAGUCGAUGGACUCUGAUGAACAGGAAGCUCACCAGGAGACUAUUGAUCUCAUCAAGUUGCUCAAGGGGUUCCAGCACUACGACUCGAUCUGUACCGAACUCCGCAAGUCGCGCAAGGAAGUGGAGGCAUUGAUCGACGGGUUGGGGUCCUACAGCGUGGUCAACGGUUAA
Molecule: messenger RNA, 3030 nt
Organism: Suhomyces tanzawaensis NRRL Y-17324
Lineage: Eukaryota; Fungi; Ascomycota; Pichiomycetes; Serinales; Debaryomycetaceae
Exons: 3
Coding region: 1-3030 (1009 amino acids)
Biological process (GO): positive regulation of autophagy; negative regulation of TORC1 signaling
Cellular component (GO): GATOR1 complex; vacuolar membrane
Molecular function (GO): RNA binding; GTPase activator activity; zinc ion binding
Source: RefSeq, a predicted model, not a curated record